AAGUUUUUUCAAAAAUAUGACCGAUACUGGAAUAACAUCAGUUCAAGUAGCAUUAAGGAUACGGCCACUGGUUGAAAGUGAAAUAAAUAAUGGACAAAAACGUAUUUUGGAAACGGUUGAAGGUGAACCACAAGUAUAUAUUAAAGAAUCCGAUAAAUCAUUCACCUUCAACUAUGUUUUUGAUGCAAAUAAAACACAAAGUGAAUUUUAUAAUAGUGCUGUUAAAAAUAUGGUUAGCUCAUUAUUUAAAGGAUAUAAUGUUACGAUCCUCGCUUAUGGCCAAACCGGAUCGGGGAAAACACACACAAUGGGUACCAGUUACACGGGAACCGACAUUGAACAAAUGGGUAUUAUACAACGGGCUGUGAAAGAUAUAUUCGAAGCAAUCGAUUUAGACGUUGAGAAUGAUUAUCAAAUUAGUGUCUCAUUUAUGGAACUUUACCAAGAAUUAUUGUACGAUUUAUUGGCUGAUAAAACUCGUGAACAAUGUGUUGUUGAUAUUCGUGAAGAUGUUAGAGGUGGUAUAAUUGUACCUGGUUUAACAGAAUGUUCUGUAAAGACUGCUACAGAAACGUAUGAGUGUUUGAACAAAGGUUCCUUAGGACGUGCAACAGGGGCAACAGCAAUGAAUGCUCAAUCAUCUAGGUCGCAUGCUAUAUUUACAAUAUGCAUAGAAAAACAAAGUAAAAAAGAUACGAACGUUGCAACUAGUUCGAAAUUUCAUUUAGUCGAUUUGGCUGGUUCAGAACGACCGAAGAAAACGAAAGCAACAGGAGAACGAUUUAAGGAAGGUAUUAAAAUUAAUCAAGGUCUUUUGGCACUUGGAAAUGUCAUAUCAGCACUAGGUGAAGGGAAUCAUUCAUAUGUCUCGUAUCGUGAUAGUAAAUUAACACGAUUGCUACAAGAUUCCCUAGGAGGCAAUUCAAUUACCCUAAUGAUCGCUUGCGUUAGCCCGGCUGCAUAUAAUUUAGAUGAAACACUAAGUACUUUACGAUACGCAGAUCGUGCGAGAAAAAUUAAAAAUAAACCAAUUAUUAAUCAAGAUCCACGCAUGGCCGAAAUUGCACGAUUACAUCAACAAUUAAGAGAAUUACAAUUGCUUACGCUAGAACAAGGUAACGUGGAAAUUAAUGAGGAAUUACAUCGUUUACGGCAGGAAAAUCAACAGUUAUUAGGGGCAAAUGAAAUGUUACGAAUUAAAAAUCGUAAACUGACCGAACAAUUACAUUCUGCGAUAUCGGAAAACGCUUGUAUGUUGGAACGAUCGUUAAUUACCGAAAAUGCACAUGAUAAAUUACAAAGAAAAUUGGCUGAAUUAAACGAUGAAUAUUGUAGUUUAAUGACGAAUGUAAAUCUCAACGAAGAUCAAUCUUCGGUGUUUAAUGAAAUUAAAAAUAAAAUUGAGGAUUUACGUACGGAUCAUCAAAUCUUUCAAACUGAAGUGGUGAAUCACGAUACACAUAGUGCUAUCAAUAAUGCACCAGCUGAUGUCAUGUCGGACGAAAAUGACGCAAAUGAACAGCAUAAUGAGAUUCAAGAAAAGCACGUGCAACAACAGUUAGAAUACAGCAAACAAUUACAAAUUUUAGCUUGCGAAUUAGCUAUUAAAGAACGUUUAGCAUCUGAAAUUGAAACAAAUACACGUAAAGCGCAAUUAAUUGAUAUAAAUACCUUACAAGAAAACGAACAGAGGAUUGCUGCACUGGAAAAGGAAAAAGAUGAAUUAUUACAACAAUUAAAACAAACCCAUACGAAGGAAGUUAAAUCAAAAUUAGCUGAACAGCGACGACAACGUGUUCAAGAGCUUGAAUCACAAUUAACUGAAUUAAACAAGAAAGUACGAGAAUUAUCGCGCGUGAUAAAGCUUCGUGAGAAAGAUGAACAAAAGAUUAAACAAUUAAAUAACGAAAUAAUGAAUAUGAAACAAGCGAAAGUAAAAUUAGUGAAAACGAUGCGAUCUGAAUCAGAUAAAUUUAGACAAUGGAAGAUUCAACGGGAACGUGAAAUGUGUAAAUUACGAGAACAGGAUCGUAAACGGCAAAAUGAAAUUAUUAAAAUGUCAAAUAAGCAUGCAAAACAACAAACAGUUUUAAAGCGUAAAGUUGAAGAAGCCGCUGCAAUAAAUAAACGAUUAAAAGAUGCUUUAGCGUUACAAAAAUGUGCACAAAAUCGUCGUAUUGCAAGUGGGAAAGUUGAACGAGUACAGAGCUGGGUGGUACAAGAAUUAGAAAUAUUAGUAAGUACCGCCGAAGCCGAGCGUACACUUCAUUGUUUGAUUGAAGAGCGCAAAUUGAUUUUAGAAGAGAAAAAUGAGCUUGAACAAAAUUUAAAAGAAAAUAAUUACGAAACCGAGGAGGUUAUUCAAGAAAAACGGAAUCGGUUGAAAGAAAUUUUAGAAGAUAUCGAAUUACGCGAUGCACAAAUUGCUGACAUGCAACAAAAAAUUAAAGAUUCGGACCAGGAAAAUAAAUCAAAUACACGAUGGGAUAUGGUACAAUCCAUGGUCGAUGCUAAAUGUGCCCUUAAAUUAUUGUUCGAAUUAGCGGCUGAAGCUAAAAAGGAACUUCUCUUUAAAGAAUGCGAACAACGGGAUAAAAUUAAUGAAUUACUCGAUCAAAUUCAUAAGUUAACAUCUGAAUUAAAUGAGAAAUCAAUCGAAUUGGAGAAACUUCAGAUACGAACACCAGUUCCAUUGCCAAAAGUAUUGAUGUCACGUCGAAGUAAUCUUCAUGCAGCAAUCCUUAAAGAAGAAGAGUAUGAAGAUCCAUUUUUGGAUUACGAUUCCGAAGAAGAUGUUAAAUUAGACGAUAGUAAAGAUCCAGAUUGGCAAAAAACACCAGUUGUACAAAGGAUAACUAGUAAACGAUUAACAAUAAGAAAACCUCUUAAUUUAACAAAUGAUACAAGCGAUAACACAAUCGAUAAAACUGUAACGUUAAAACGCUCAUCAGAUGGAUCAAUAAAGUGUUAUUGUACAACCAGAUGUGAAACUAAACGUUGUUCGUGUCGAAAGUUCGGAUAUAAUUGUAGCCCGAAUUGUAAAUGUUCAUACACUUGUAUGAACAGAAGAAAAAGUAACAAUUCGACCUCAUUAGAAGUUUCAAAUUCUUCAGCUUCUAAUGAGAUUUCAUCUGCAGAAACUGAAAUAUCGCCUGCAGAUGGGAAUAAAGAAAAUGAAAGUUCAUUAAAUGGAACUGAUAAUAGUCUAGACGAUACUAAUAAAACUUUUGUGAAAAAACCUAAAAAAUAUUUUACUUAAUAAUUUUUAUAGUAUCAAGAACAUUUUGCAUUAGCAUAUAAAGUGUCCCAUAAACUUUUUUUGACACUCGCGGAUUCAGGUUGGAGAUGCGAUAGGUACAGUUGUAUCCAACGGUUAUCAAUUCAACUGAAAAACAAAGUUUGAUUGUAAUUCAGUCAAAUUAAACAUGAAAAGGACGUGAACGCUACAUCAAAUCAGAUAUUUUUGUUUUUUGAUAUGUUGUUUCAAUUUGUAAUAUAAAGGAAAUGUUAAAUCCAAGUUUUCGACUUCGGCAGACGAUCGGAUCACUCUCAAAAAUAAAUAAAAAAUAUUAAGUUCUGAUCUUAUUUCAGUUUUUGUCGAUUUUAACCCGGAAGGACUGGUUUUUCAUCAAAGCUGUAUUGGAGAUACAGCUUUUCUUCGAUCAAUUUUUCAAGUUACACGAUUACUCAUCCACAGGUGACAUGUCAAGCAAGAUGAAGUAAAUGAAGAAUUGUCGGUGACCGUCUGUAUAUUCUUGAAAAUGCCCCUAACUUCUCAAAAGACGACAUCUUGGACGAAUCAGGUUCAUCAAAGAGGGCAAAGUUUGAUUAAAAUAAAUACACUCUCAAAACUGAUGUCAUAUUUUCACAAUAUUUCUUUUUUAAUUCAAUUUAGCCAAAUUUCAUCAUUUUCAGUAUCAUUCAAAUUUCUGAAGACCUAGUAUUUUCUUGGAAACCAUUUCCUAUCGUCCUAUUGUAGUUGGCUCUUUCUUGUUUGAAGAGGUCACUUUGGAAUCCCCUAAUACACCAAGAGAACCAAUUAAAAGGAAGAGGAAAACUAGUAUUUCCAAGGAAAUGCUAGGUCUUUAGAAACUUGAAUGAUACUGCAAAUGAUGAAAUAUUGCUAAAUUGAAUUAAAAAAUAAAUAUAUGUGAAAAUAUGACAUCAGUUUUGAGAAUGUAUUUAUUUUACUCAAACUUUGCAUUCUUUGAUGAACCUGAUUGGUCCAAGACAAUUCUUCGUUUACUUCAUCUUCCUCUGACAUUUUAUAUGUGGAUGAGUAAUCUUGUAACUGGAAAUUUGGCCAAAUUUUGAAAAACUGUAUCUUAGCAUACUUUAAAAAUAAAUCCACAAUCUAUUAUGUAAAACCAGUCUUUCCUGGUUAAAAUCGAAAAAGACUGAAAUAAGGUCCAAGUUUUGCUAUUUUUGAAAAUGACCCGAUCGUCUAUCGAAGUCGAAAACUUGGUUUUAACAUUGCCUUUAAGUUACAAACAACAU
Chrysoperla carnea is the source of this 4497-nucleotide messenger RNA. Its product is annotated as chromosome-associated kinesin KIF4-like. Gene Ontology annotation, biological process: microtubule-based movement; mitotic spindle organization. Lineage: Eukaryota; Metazoa; Arthropoda; Insecta; Neuroptera; Chrysopidae. The record is from RefSeq and is a predicted model, not a curated record. The coding region runs from base 17 to 3259 and encodes 1080 amino acids. The transcript has a single exon. Gene Ontology annotation, molecular function: ATP binding; microtubule motor activity; microtubule binding.